This is a messenger RNA of Prorocentrum cordatum, 1824 nucleotides long. The record is from the annotation of a GenBank genome assembly. NCBI's taxonomy places the organism in Eukaryota, Dinophyceae, Prorocentrales, Prorocentraceae.
AUGUCGAGGAGGGACAGCAGGACCAGCGGGACCAGUAUGAAACCGAGCAAGAGCAUCGUGAACCGCGUUGGAAUCGGUCCUGUUGGCGCCUUGGAGUUGGAUGGCGACUACCAAAAGGUGCUGCAGUCAAAGUGGAAGAACGAUGUGGAGCAAGAGACCUUCUGGAUGGCACGCCGUUUGGAGGAACACCAGAUGCGCCAAUUCUACGACUUCCUCGCGAACCACACGGCGUCGGAGGUGGCCGAGGUUGCGAAGCGGCACGUCGACCACACCCUCCACAACGUCGAGGCGGUGGACGCCGACAUGAGGCGGGGCCUCCCAGCCCCCGCCGCGGCCACGUCCGUCAUCCUGACGAAGCCGCAGACUGCGCGGCUGGUGGCCGUGCUGGAGGCGUACGCCGCCUUGUCCCACCAGGGGCGCGUCUACGAAGACUCGACCCUCAUCUUCAGACCGACCUUCUGCCGCUUUCUGGUGGACAGCAGCCUGGUGGCCUACGAGCGGGAGAGGAAAGGUAGACCUGGAUACCACUACGCGGUGCGGCUGUUCGAUGCUAUGGCGACGCGCCAUCGAGAGGCGCCAGAGAGGCCGCCGGGCGGCAAGGACACCGUCGAGGAGCCGCCCCUGGCCGCUCGGGCCGCUACGUGCAGGCAGUGCGCCAACCUGGUUGGGCAGCUGCUCGGUCAGAUGGAGGUGUCCCCGAACGUCGUGUGGAGCGUCUUUGAGGUGGGGCUCCAGAGGGCCGAGCAGAUCGCCACGGCCCUGCUGGCCGAGAGCCGGCGGAGGGCCGAUGCGGAAGCCAAGAGGCCGCGCUCGGGGGAGCGCGGCAGCUCCCUGCAUAAGAGGCUGUUCGAAGAGCACUGGAGUCCGCCCACGGCCUUCGAGGGCGACCUGGGCGACUGGAACAUGGGCAUCAAGCAUUGGGCCGCGCAGCUCGACCUGGCCGCGGAGCCUGGGGCGUGCGCGGUGCGGGGCGAGGCUUCCAGGGCCUUGGAGUGGCAUCUGCGCAACAUCCUGCUCGAGCCCGACGUAAUACACGUGCUCCUGAGGUUUGACGACGUGUUCAAGCGGCUGUUCACGGCCUACUGCGACGAGGAGCAGGUCGUCAUGUCGCCGCCCGGCGCGCCCCUGGGGGAGCAAGCCCACGUGUUGCAGCACAUGACGUUCUCCGCGUUCCUGCGCUUCUGCAUGGACUUUUCGCUGUUCCCCUCGCUGUGCUCGUUCGAGGAGCUGUGGGGCAUUUACCUGAGGGCAGACGGCCUCCAGCCCUGCAGGGCGAAGGUGAAGGAGAGGAUGCGGCGUGCCUUCAUCAAGGUGAAGACGAUGCGGAACGUGAGGUGCAUGGCUGGGAUGGCGACCAGGGUUAGUUCGCUGAAGGGCACCUCCACAGGAGUCCUCAAAGCCGCUCAAGCCCAGCUCAAGGACGAGCCGAUGGAGCCCGCGGAGACAAUGGGCGGCAGGGCAUCCUUGAAUCCACGGAAACCACCCACAUCGUUGGGUGACGAGAUUUCCCGGGCUGCUACGGCUCCCCCGACAAAGUCUCCUGGGGGCAGCUUCGGAAGGACGUCUGCGAGCUCAAGGAGGAGCGCCGACGCCCCGCCAGUGCUCGUCGCGCAGGAGCAGCCGCCCGCAGUCCCCCGCAGCUCCGGCCGCGCGAGCCGCCUGAGCCCCAGCCCCAGCCCCAGUGGACGCGCCUCGGGCAUCCAGCUGCCUGCCGCGGUGCCACCAGGCAGCCCAGCGAGCGGCAAGGACCACCUUGUCGGGGUCUCCCGCAGCUCCAGCCGCACGAGCCGCGCGAGCCCCAGCCCCAGCCCGUCGAGCGGCAAG